AUUUCUGUGGCUGAUCUUUUUCCCGGUCAUUUGCUUCGUCGUAUGGCUAGAAAACCCUAGAGUUCAACUUCCGAAAUUAGGUGGAGUUUAAUCCAUCUUUUUUCUACUUCGAUAGGUGGGGAGUAGCUAGUGUGACCUUUCGCCAUGUACAUCAAGCUGGUUAUAAUCGAAGGUUUCAAGAGUUACAAUGAGCAAACUGCUACUGAGGAUUUCAGCCGCAAAGUUAACUGUGUUGUUGGGGCAAAUGGGUCUGGGAAAAGUAACUUUUUCCAUGCAAUUCGUUUUGUAUUGAGUGACAUCUUCCAAAAUCUGCGUAAUGAAGAUAGGAAUGCGUUACUCCAUGAAGGUGUUGGUCAUCAAGUUGGAUCUGCGUUCGUGGAGAUUGUCUUUGAUAAUUCUGACAACCGCAUCCCUGUUGAUAAAGAUGAAAUUCGCUUGCGCCGAGCUAUUGGUCUGAAGAAGGAUGAAUAUUUCUUGGACGGGAAACACAUUACAAAAAAUGAAGUUAUGGAUUUACUGGAGAGUGCUGGAUUUUCUCGUUCUAAUCGUUACUAUGUUGUUCAACAAGGAAAGAUAGCCUCGUUGACAAUGAUGAAAGAUUCAGAACGGCUAGAUCUGCUAAAAGAGAUUGGUGGUACCCGUGUUUAUGAGGAGAAACGCUGUGAGAGUUUGAAAGUUAUGCAGGAUACAGGCAAGUUAUCAGUGUGCACUGCAGUAAUACUGGAACCUCCUUCAUUAUUUCUCGUGCAUGCAUGGGUAUCUCGAAAAUCUAAUACAUAUAGUCGCAUGACUUGUCUCACAGGGAUUAAACGAAAUCAUAUCAUCGAAGCUGUCCAAUACUUGGAUGAAAAACUAAGGGAACUGGACGAAGAGAAAGAAGAACUCAGAAAAUACCAACAACUUGAUAAGCAGAGAAAAUCACUCGAAUACACCAUUUAUGAAAAAGAGCUUCACGAUACUAGGGAGAAACUGGAACAGACUGAAGCUGAAAGAACUAAAGCAUCCGAAGAGUCUACAAAAAUGUAUGACAGAGUUGAGAAGGCCCAGGACGAGUGCAGGAGCUUAGAUGAGUCGCUGGCAGGACUGACAAAGGAGCUUCAGACAAUGAACAAAAAGAAAGAAACUGUUGAAGCACUAAAAACUGAAGCUAUAAAGAAGAAGACAAAACUUGAGCUUGAUGAGAAUGAUUUAAAGGAACGGAUUGCUGGAAAUAUCCAGUCAAAGAAUGAUGCACUUGAGCAAAUUAGUAUGGUGGAAAGAGAAAUGCAGGAUUCUUUGAAGGAACUAGAGGUGAUUACUCCUUUAUAUGAAAGUCAAGUUGACAAGGAGAAGCAAACGACCAAAAGAAUCAUGGAGCUGGAGAAGAAGCUUAAUAUUCUUUAUCAGAAACAGGGUCGUGCAACUCAGUUCUCAGAUAAGGCUACUAGAGACAAAUGGCUCCGGAAAGAAAUUAAAGAUCUCAUGCGUGUUCUAGACUCAACUAUGUAUCAAGAGCAAAAACUUCAGGAUGAAAUUUUUCGCCUCAAUACUGAUUUGAAGGAGCGUGAUGCACACAUCAAGAACCAUGAAGUUGAAAUUAGUGAACUGGAUACUCACAUUUCCAAGUCCCAUGAACAAUUCAGUACUAAAAAGAGGGAGAGGGAUGAAGAACAUAGAAAAAGAAGGGAAAAAUGGGGAGAAGAAAGUCAACUAUCUUCUGAAAUUGACAAGUUGAAAAUGGAACUUGAAAGGGCAAAGAAAAAUCUUGAUCAUGCAACUCCAGGAGAUGUAAGGCGAGGACUGAUCUCUAUCAAACGGAUUUGCUCUGAGCAUAAGAUCAAUGGAGUUUUUGGUCCACUUGUUGAGCUGGUUGAUUGCGAUGAGAAGUUUUUCACCGCAGUUGAAGUCACUGCUGGUAACAGCCUAUUUCACGUAGUAGUUGAGAAUGACGACAUUUCAACCAAGAUAAUUAAACACCUGAAUUCUCGAAAGGGUGGACGUGUGACCUUCAUGCCGCUGAAUCGGCUAAAUGCACCUCAUGUAAACUAUCCACAAUAUUCUGAUGCAAUACCACUGCUGAGGAGAUUGAAGUUCGACUCCAAAUUUGCACCAGCAUUUGGCCAGGUUUUUGGUAGAACAGUUGUAUGUCAAGAUCUGAAUGUAGCAACAAGAGUUGCUAAGAGUGAUGGCUUGGAUUGCAUAACUUUAGAAGGUGACCAGGUGAGCGGGAAGGGUGGCAUGACCGGUGGAUUUUAUGACCACAGGCGGUCGAAAUUGAGAUUAAUGAAUACCAUUAUACAAAAUAUGAAGUCUAUAGAUACGAAGGAGAAGGUGUUGGAGGAUGUUAGAAGACAGCUGCAAGUGAUAGAUCAGCAGAUCACACAGAUUGUUACUGAGCAGCAGAGACUUGAAUCAGACUGGAAGCAUAGCAGAUUACAGGUGGAGCAACUGAAGCAAGAGAUAGCUAACGAGACUAAGCAGAAACAUGCUAUACAUAUAGCCCUUGAACAUAAGGAGAAAUCACUAGGUGAUGUUAGAAUACAAAUGGAGCAGUUAAGAUCUAGCAUGGCCAUGAAGGAAGCUGAAAUGGCCACGGAACUUGUGGAUCACCUUACCCCAGAAGAAACGGAAGAAUUAUCACGAUUAAACCCAGAAAUUGAGGAUCUUAAGGACAAACUUAUUGCAUUCAAGACAGAUCGGAUUGAGACAGAGACAAGAAAAGCAGAGUUGGAGACUAAUUUGUCUACCAACUUAAAGAGGAGAAUAGAUGAGUUACAUGCUACUAUAGCUUCCAUCGACGAUUAUAGUUUGCCUAGUUCAGCUGGCUUAGAAACACAAGAACUUGAUGAUGCAAAACUAUUGGUUAAAGAGUUCACAAACGAGCUCCAAGGUCUCUGUCGAAGCAUUGAUGAGAAGACUAAGCAGGUCAAGAAAAUUAAAGAUAAGAAGGAGAAGUUAAAGACAUUGCAAGAUGACUGUGAGAUGAAAGUGCAAGAUGCAAAUAAAAAGUUGGAGGAACUAUUCAGCCUUCGUAACACACUCCUUUCUAAGCAAGAAGAGUAUAGGAAGAAGAUUAUGGGAUUGGGUCCAUUUUCAUCCGAAUCUUUUGACAUGUAUAAACAAAAAAAUAUAAAGGAGCUGCAGAAGAUGCUACACGGGUGCAGUGAACAGCUGCAACAGUUCAGCCAUGUUAACAAGAAAGCGCUUGAUCAAUAUGUAAAUUUCACAGAACAGCGAGAAGAACUUCAGAAACGGAAAGCUGAGCUUGAUGAAGCAGAUGAGAAAAUAAAAGAACUGAUUACAGUUCUGGAUCAGCAGAAAGACGAAUCUAUAGAACGUACUUACAAAAUGGUUUCAUUUCACUUCCGGGAAAUAUUCUCUCAGCUUGUGCAAGGUGGACAUGGUCACCUUGUCAUGCUGAAGAAGACGAAAAAAAAGGACCGUGAUCAUGAUGACGAAGAUGGGUGUGGUGAAGCUGCUACAGAGAGAAGGGUUGAGAAAUACGAUGGUAUAACAGUGAAGGUGUCGUUUACUGGUCAAGGGGAGACACGGUCAAUGAAACAGUUGUCGGGAGGACAAAAGACCGUUGUUGCUCUUGCAUUAAUAUUUGCCAUCCAGAAAUGCGAUCCUGCACCGUUCUAUCUCUUUGAUGAGAUUGAUGCGGCACUUGAUACUCAGUAUCGAACUGCUGUCGGCAACAUGAUUCGUGGUUUAGCUGAUGACAGCGUAAGCACGCAGUUCAUAACCACAACUUUUCGUCCGGAGCUAGUGAAAGUUGCUGAUAAGAUGUAUGGAGUGUUUCAUAAGAAUAAUGCGAGUAUUGUAAAAGUUAUUUCAAAGGAACAGGCGUUGAACUUCAUCCAGAAUGAUCAGUCCCAUGAUACUUGAUCACUCAGGGAAUUGGUGUAUUUGCAUGUCUUCGGAGAUCUAGAGUGAUUUAAAGUGCAUUUAACACCACCCGGUUUGCUUGCACGAUAUAUAUAGAGAAAUUUCCUAUGAUGACAUUUUUAAGUUUUUGUUCAAAAAAUCAAAAGGUAAAAGUACAUUUUUAUUCUAUAAUUAACUAAUCUGGACUUAUG
Brassica napus (rape) is the source of this 4058-nucleotide messenger RNA. RefSeq names its product structural maintenance of chromosomes protein 3. Gene Ontology annotation, molecular function: protein binding; ATP binding; double-stranded DNA binding. Gene Ontology annotation, biological process: mitotic sister chromatid cohesion. The record is from RefSeq and is a predicted model, not a curated record. The coding region runs from base 145 to 3867 and encodes 1240 amino acids. Lineage: Eukaryota; Viridiplantae; Streptophyta; Magnoliopsida; Brassicales; Brassicaceae. Gene Ontology annotation, cellular component: chromosome. The transcript is spliced from 28 exons.